Molecule: messenger RNA, 3273 nt
Organism: Dinoponera quadriceps
Lineage: Eukaryota; Metazoa; Arthropoda; Insecta; Hymenoptera; Formicidae
Gene: CycD
Product: G1/S-specific cyclin-D2
Exons: 5
Coding region: 949-1887 (312 amino acids)
Biological process (GO): mitotic cell cycle phase transition; regulation of cyclin-dependent protein serine/threonine kinase activity; positive regulation of G1/S transition of mitotic cell cycle
Cellular component (GO): cyclin-dependent protein kinase holoenzyme complex; cytoplasm; nucleus
Molecular function (GO): cyclin-dependent protein serine/threonine kinase regulator activity
Source: RefSeq, a predicted model, not a curated record
UCCUCACCAGUCGCUACCGAAUCGGCAGAAACCUAUCCGCCUGCCCGCGCCCUCCUCUCUCUCCCCCUCCUCUCACGACUUUCCGGCAAAACGAAACGGACUCACAUCGGCCGGAGCGCGCAACCGACUGACAGAGGAGAGCGAGUCGAGCGACGAAGUUUAGUGGCACUGUGGCCGAGAACAGCGGAACGCACGUUCACGCAACGCAUAUUUAUUAAGGACCCUCCCAGUGCGUCCCGUCGACGCGCCCCGCGGUUAUUUAUUUGUCUCUACGUUGUGCCUGUAACACGUGUGGGAGUAAGCCGUGGCGGCCACCGAGGAGGAAGUAAAGAGCACGAAGGAGAUACGAGUCCACGAUCUGUCGGCGUCGUCGUACGCAAGGGGGAGAGAGAGAGAAAUCGAUUCCCGGAGGCGAGAGAGAGAGGCGAGGAAAAUGUGUAGUGCGUGAGAAACUGUACCGAGAAACGGACCCCUCCUCUCUCUCUUCCUCGCAGCCGUCUCGUUCGCUGCGACUUUGCACGUACACGCGUGCACGCGCGCACACGCACACACGCCGCCGCGCGCACAUACGCUGUGCCGUCGUCGUCGUCGCGUUUCGCGACUCGUCGCGAGGUGAGUGAUCCGUCGCGUCUCGGGCCACCGUAACGAAGCGGCUCGUCGUCAUCGUCAUCCGAUUCGCCGCUGUGAAAAAGUGUUAAGUGUCCCCCCCGACUCCCGUCUCCGCGCCCCCCUUCCUCAUUCUCUGGCUAUCCUCUCGUCUUCUGCGGAGACCGGCGAGAUCCGCCGAGAGAGAGCGAGCACGUGGACAGGACACACAUCGAGCCGGAACGUUCCUCCGGAGGAACGCGAACGGGACUUUCGAAGUGCAGGCCGAGGGUGUGGUGGUCGUCGACCGGGCACCGUCGUCGUCAAGGCACUUGGUUGGUUCCUCUCUCUCUCUCUCUCAUCAUGGAUCUCCUCUGCUGCGAGACCACGGAGAACAAUUGCCGGGCCUACGCCGACCCGGCGCUGCUCGACGACGACAGGGUGCUGCAGAACCUCCUGCAGACCGAGGAACGAUACGCACCCAGCAGCUCGUACUUCGAGUGCGUGCAGAGGGACAUCUCGCCGCUCAUGCGCAAGAUCGUCGCCGAGUGGAUGUUGGAGGUAUGCGAAGAGCAGAAGUGCCAGGACGAGGUCUUUCCCCUGUCGAUGAACUACGUCGACAGGUUCCUGUCGAUCUGCCCGAUCAGGAAGUCGCAAUUGCAGCUGCUCGGCACCGCCUGUCUCCUACUGGCGUCGAAACUGCGCGAGACAUCGCCGCUCGCCGCCGAGGUUCUCGUUUUCUACACGGACAAUUCCAUCACUUUGGACGAUCUCUGGAGGUGGGAGCAGCUGGUCGUCUCGAAACUGAAAUGGGAAUUGUCUGCAGUGACGCCCGGCGACUUCCUCAUGCACAUCCUCAGCAGAUUGCCGAUGCCUAGCACUUGGGACACCGUGAUGGUCAGGAGGCACGCGCAGACCUUCAUCGCUCUCAGCGCGAGAGAAUACAAGUUUUCCAUGUACACGCCGAGCAUGAUCGCGGCGGCGAGCGUUGCGGCGGCGUUGCACGGACUCGACUGGACCGGGAAGACCGGCUACGGAUUAGCCGGUCUCUUAGACGAGCUCACCCGUAUCACUGCCAUCGAACAGGACUAUCUGCAGGGCUGCCUGGAGCAGAUCGAGGAGAUGGUUCAGGCGCACGUGGGUGCCGAGGUCGCCGCCGGAAGCGGGCAUCAGGUGACGAGCACCGGCAGCGGCCCGAGCGCGCCGCAGAGGCCGCUGGGGGACCAGAACACGAGCCAGGAAAAGAUACUGGAGCACGAGAAGGCGGGCACGCCGACCGAUGUCAGGGAUGUACAUUUUUGAAAACCGUAGCAGGGGGACACUCCGCAGGGGCCGACACACCGCCGGUGAGUCUGAGAGCUGAGGAAGAGGGAAUAGGCUCCAGCAGUGGCGGUGAGGAGGACGUGACCGACGGGCGGCCGAGGAAAAAGCGAAGGAGUGCCUCGGAGGAGAAAAGCGCGGUAGGUCCUCCCGAGAGCGGGAAACGUGCGGAUCCGCCGCCGCCCGAUCGUGCGGAAAGCGAAACUUCUCCCGAAGAAUCUCGAGACCGAGCCUAAUCGCUCGUCGAUCGAUUGCGUUCGAUUGGAAAGCCGGCCCCGUUGCGUCCCGUCGGCUCGCGAGGCUCCACAUCGCCGGCGGCACGAUUCGAAGCGCGGAGAUCGAUCUCCCGGCGCGAAUCCGACCGGGACGUGGCCGCGCCAAGGAGGAAUUUCGGCGUUCUCGGAACCACCUCGCGAGACGUGGCCGGGGCGUGUACGGUGCGCGUGUCCCGGCCUGUCGGGAGAGGGAUGCGCGGCGGGUAAAUUUUUGGUUGUUUUUUUUUUGUUUUUAUUCUUUCACACGCGCGUCGUCCGCACACGACGAGACGGCGUCUCCGAGAGUAUUAUGCAUUUAUUUGGCGUGCGCACUCGUACUAUACCCGUCGCCGACGCGCGAUUUUCGCGAACUACGUUUUCCGAAAGCGUUUUAAGAAGGUUUGUUUUGCCACGCGCUGCUUACGACGAUACGAAUAUUGUAAUCACAACGCGAUUCUGAUUUGAUUUCUAAUCGAGGGACGAGCGAUUCGAGUUGAUAGAGCGCGCGCGUCACGUGGUCGGUCACGUGAACGGCAGACGAUCGAAGAUGAACGGAAGGAGAGAGAGGAGACGAACGAUCGCCGCGAUUAAGGCGUGCUCGAGACGAUGCGAAAGAAACGUGGGCCGUGGACCACCGUGCGAGAGGGGUCCCCAUUGUGUCUGAAUCCGCGCCGUUCCGACGUGUGUCGCCCGUAGUUCGAGGAAAAAAAAGGAAAAGAGCAAGCGGGGAGGAAGGGGGAAAAAGGCGGGGAAAAGAGAAAGACAAAAAAAACGAUCGCAGGAAUCAAGAAGGCGUGCUGUUUGGGGGAAGGCAAUGCAAUACGCUUUACGCAUCGUAUAAUUUCGUAAUAGGAAUACAUACACUUAACUUGUCUUUUUUAGAACGAGGAAACUAAAGCGCUCCGUUAUGAUUAACACGAGAACACAGGGACGAUUUACAACGUAUGUUACGAGGGGGAGACUCGUCCCUCCGCGCGCGCGCGAGUACUAAAAAGAAAAAAAAAAAUUCACGUAGUCAUAUCGAGUCAUCUAGCGUUUUUGUACAUAGAUAUUACGCGUACGAAUAAAAAGAAAAUGAGAAUAUAUAUAUAUAUAUAUUAUAUUGAAAAAAAAA